CCCCACCCACACCCAAAUUCGACAAACAUCUACAUGCAGAUGUACGAAGUAAUAUUUUGGUCCCUUGGUUGAAAGCCUGAGCACCACAUGGCGUUCCGCUAAGGUCCUGUUGAAAGUUGAAACGGGGAGUGCUAUUCCGGAGACAGACGUCGUGCCGGAUGCUAUUAAUCUGAAAACAUAUCCCCAGACAGCGCGGGUGCAGAGAACUCCUACGGCGACUGGCGCCGGCAGUGCUAUUAUCAUUCCGUUGAAAAAGGUUAACGAAAAAAGGAAAAGAGGAGACUCGAGGAGACUGAGAGGGGCUCUCGUAGUCGUAGACCCCUCCCCGAGAGAUUGAAUGAAACAAUGUUUUCGACGAGAAAUCCUGGUGUAGCAUCAUGGAGAUUGAUGCUUGUGGGAUCAUUUCUCCUUUUCUCAUCUUGCCCCGCCGAUUCUUCAUCUGCUGCUGCCGGCGGAGGAGCAGGGAAAGGAGGAGGAGAAGGAGGAGGAUGCAGCAUCGAAUGGCAGAUCCUAACUAAACGGAACUUCUCCUCACAGAUCGGCCUCCAUUCUCAUGUCCUUCUCAUGGUCACUGUUCCCUGGUCAGGUGAGUCUAGAUCCCUUAUGAAGGAAUUAGCACAUGCAGUUACUCGUAAGCAAGAAAAGUUUGGUGCCCUCAAGCUAAUGCUUGUGUACCGAAAUAGUGAGAAGAUGUUGGUUGACGCCAUUGAUGCUACAGAUGAAAUUACAAUUCUCUUCUACCAUUACUCUAUGUCUUUUAAGUACAAAGGGAGACUUCGUGCCCAAAAUAUACUGUCUUCUGCUCGUUAUCUUAUAUCCCUUUUGCCCGAAGAACUUCCCCUCAAAACCCUCAGCACCCAAGAGGACUUGGUAAAAUUCCUUGAUUCAACUGACAAGGCUAUACUUUUCUUCGAAUUUUGUGGAUGGACCCCCAUAUUGUUGGCCAAAAGAACAGAAAAUGCCUUUGGCAUGACAGGCAUGUCAAACACUGGGGUUUCUGGGAUGGGUUUCAAUGGAGAGGUUAAUAGAACAUUUACACUCCAACAGAAGAAAAAGCAAAAGGGAAUAGAAAAUAAAAAUAUGAAUUGCGGUGUUGAAAACAAGUUUAGUGGAAACUGGCUCAGGAAAUUUAGCUCAGCAAAUAGGAGUGCUCCUUGUGUGGAUGCUGAGAAUAAAAGGCCUGAUGUUGGGUUGUGCUGUACAUUUGAAGAGUUUCAGCAUUUUGAUUCUUUCUUCUCAAAGUUCUUGACUGCUGCACAAGAGUUUUUUCUCCCUCCUGAAAGGCAAAGAUUUGGUCUGAUUUCUGACAGAUCUCUGCUAACAUCUCUGGGCGUUGGGGAUUCUGCUUCAUGGCUGGCAAUGAUUUACUUUGUCGGUUGUCCCAGUUGUUCAAAGAUUCUUAAGGAAAAUGAUGACUUCAAAGAUGCUUUGCAGAUGCAUAAUUCAUUUGUUUUAGAGCUAGAGGGUGAUGGGCUCGAUCUUGAUCCUGCAUUACCUGCAAAUAGGCCAUCAAUACUUCUUUUUGUAGAUAGAUCAUCUGAAUCAUCAAAAAUUAGAAGAAAGAGUAAGGAAGCUCUUAAAGUGUUCCGAGAACUAGUGGUGCACAAUCAGAUUUCAUACCAGAUGGCUGGGAAAAACAAUGACAAGCCUGAGAAGUCCACUUUCCAGGGUUAUCAAGUAUCGACGAGCAGUCAUGGACCUUGUCAAUUAGAGCUGUCUCCAACCUCUCAGAAAGCAGGACUGAAAGAUACGAUCUCUAUUAUGAUAAUAAAUGAAGGUGGGCAUGUUGCUUUGGAUAAUAUAGCUUCAGAUGUACAAAGCAAUUCCUUGCAGAAGAUUUUGGAAUAUGUACUCCAGCACAAGAAGGAAGCAAAAUUGAAGUCACCCGCAAAGGAGGUAGGCUUCCAACUUCUUUCUAACGAUUUUGACAUAAAAAUAGCUGAUAUGUUACCAUCACCAAUAGAAGAUGUUCAAUUACAUCACAUUUCAUCGGAUCACACAGUGGAAAACCAUGUUAAUCAUGUUGAUUUGAACAAUGAUGAGUUGCUACCUACGGAAAGUAUAUCUGCUCGGGAGCAUGAACAAUCUAAACAUACAAGUAUUGGAUCUUCUUCUCAGUAUAGUGAAGAAAAGAGAACUGUUGUGGAUUCAAGUGCACAGGUAAUAUCUUUAGAAUCUGAUUGCUGCGAUUCAAAUGAUGAACUUACUAAUGCUGAAGAUGUAAGAGUUGAGCAACCAGGUUUACCAGAGGUUGACUGUUUGCGAGAACAGCAGCAGUCUGCAGCUCUCAAGGGUUCCUUUUUUUUUUCUGAUGGCAGUUAUCGGUUAGUUAGAGCUCUAACUGCUGGGUCAAAAAUUCCUUCAGUGGUGAUAAUUGAUCCUAUUUCAAAUAGACAUUAUGUCUUCCCAGAACAUACAGUUUUCAGCUAUUCAGCCCUAGUUAAUUUUCUUGACGGGUUUCGCAAUGGUAGUCUUAUUCCAUAUCAACGCUCAGAGACUUUAUUUUUAAAACAUAGAGAGGUUAAACAUCCACCAUUUGUUAAUCUUGAUUUUCAUGAGGCGGACUCUAUUCCUCGAGUUACUGCUCAUACAUUUUCUGAGAUGGUUCUUGGUUCCAAUCAGUCUGAUAGUCAAAAUGCAGGCAAUGCUUGGAAGAAGGAUGUUUUAGUUCUUUUUAGCAAUAGUUGGUGUGGCUUUUGCCAGAGAAUGGAACUGGUUGUUCGUGAAGUUUACCGGGCCUUGAAGGGAUACAUGAACAAGCUGAAAAAUGCAUCUGAGAAAGGAGAAUUUUUAUUUAGUUGUGAUAACUUGGAAGAAUUUAUGCUGAGGCUUCCACUAAUUUACUUAAUGGAUUGCACAUUGAAUGAUUGCAGUUUGAUCUUAAAAUCGUUGGGCCAGGUAGAACUUUAUCCAUCUCUGCUGUUAUUUCCAGCAGAAAGGAAGAGCGUUGUAUCUUAUGAAGGUGACAUGGCCGCAACCAGUAUUAUGGAGUUCAUAGUUCAUCAUGGAAAUGAUUUUCACAGCAAAGGAUAAUUUUUUUUCAUCAGGAAUUUUUGUUUUUUUGUUGCAAAAGAAACGUAUCAAGAAAGAGUAGAGGAAACUGCAAUCAAGGAGAGGAUUUUCAUUUUUAAGCUUAUGAGAUUUUGUGCCUAUCAAAAAAUUAUGCAUCAAGAUUUGCAUAGAAUCCCACCCAACUUGAAUGGUUGUCCACUCAGAUAAGUUGUUGGAUUCUUUUAUAGGCGAGCUUCUUUACCUUUUAUAGACAAUCACAUUAUUGUAUCUUAAUGAUGUUCGCAUCAGUAAAUAUUACAUGGAUUUAGUGGAUUCAAUUACAUGAAUUUUUCUCUUUUUUCGUCAA
Molecule: messenger RNA, 3358 nt
Organism: Malania oleifera
Lineage: Eukaryota; Viridiplantae; Streptophyta; Magnoliopsida; Santalales; Ximeniaceae
Exons: 7
Coding region: 346-3033 (895 amino acids)
Source: RefSeq, a predicted model, not a curated record